CACGCAUGCGCCUUCAGAGGCUGGGCUGACAGGUUGUUGGUUAUGGGUGGUUCCAGGGCCGGACGGGGCGGAGGAAUGGGUGGGAGAAGGCGUGUAGGGGGCGGGAUCGGAGCGCCUUGGCUCAGACCCAGGGCUAGCCACAGGGGUUGAACCGUGUAGGAGGGGGGAGGGUGAGAGAUGUAGAAAUCAGCUGACCCGAUCUCGUGACAGCCUCGGGCGGCGGCCACGCAGGCGCCGUGAACGCGGUCGCCCGUAGCCGAAGCGAAGAUGGCGGCCUCCAGAGCGAGCCUCUGAGAGGCAGCGGGAGAAGGAGGCGGAGGGGGCGGAGAGCGCGGCGGCCGCAGCAGUCCCCCGGCGGCUGAGAGCAGGAAGUGGCGAGGGGGCUGGGCCAGGCUGGGCCGGGGAGCCAGGCGGGCGCCUCAGCCACCCUCUGGGCGCGGCGGUGGGAGCGGCGGCGGCGGCAGGAGGCGGCGCCCGGCCGGGCAAGCGAAGAGCGCGGAACGAGGACCGAGGAGCGAGCAGUGCCUCUCCGGUGCCCUGCCCAGGUCUCAGUGCAAAAUGAAUAUUAUUAGGGAAAAUAAAGAUCUGGCCUGUUUCUAUACAACAAAACAUUCAUGGAGAGGGAAGUACAAACGAGUCUUUUCAGUUGGAACCCAUGCAAUCACUACAUAUAAUCCCAAUACCCUAGAAGUUACAAAUCAGUGGCCUUAUGGAGAUAUUUGUAGCAUUAGUCCUGUUGGAAAGGGACAGGGAACAGAAUUCAACCUUACUUUUCGAAAAGGAAGCGGGAAAAAGUCAGAAACUUUAAAGUUUUCUACUGAGCACAGGACAGAACUUCUGACAGAAGCACUGAGAUUUAGGACUGACUUUUCAGAAGGAAAAAUCACAGGAAGGAGGUAUAAUUGUUUUAAGCAUCACUGGAGUGAUACAAGAAAACCUGUCAUUUUAGAAGUAACUCCUGGAGGUUUUGACCAAAUUAAUCCUGCAACCAACAGAGUCCUUUGUUCUUAUGACUACAGAAAUAUUGAAGGUUUUGCUGACCUUGCUGAUUACCCAGGGGGAUUUUGUAUACUUUAUGGAGGCUUUAGUAGAUUGCAUCUAUUUGCAUCUGAACAAAGGGAAGAAAUCAUCAGGAGUGCAAUUGACCAUGCUGGCAAUUAUAUAGGCAUUUCCCUGCGGACCAGGAAAGACCCUAUAGGAUUUGAACAGUAUUUAAACCUUCGUUUUGGAAAAUAUAGUGGCGAUGAAUCCAUAACAUCAUUAGCAGAAUUUGUUGUUCAGAAAAUAUCUCCUAGACAUUCGGAACCUGUAAAAAGAGUAUUAGCUCUUACAGAAACUUGUUUGGUAGAACGUGAUCCAGCAACCUAUAAUAUUGCAACAUUGAAGCCUUUAGGAGAGGUGUUUGCACUGAUUUGUGACUUUGAAAAUCCGCAGCUUUUUACUAUUGAAUUUAUAAAGGGGCAAAUACGGAAAUAUUCUUCAACAGAGAGAGAUUCCUUGUUAGCUAGUUUGUUGGAUGGAGUAAGAGCCUCUGGAAAUCGAGAUGUUUGUGUAAAAAUGACACCCACACAUAAAGGUCAACGAUGGGGAUUGCUCAGCAUGCCUGUGGAUGAGGAAGUAGAAAGUCUUCACCUCCGCUUCUUAGCUACACCUCCAAAUGGCAACUUUGCUGAUGCUGUAUUCAGGUUCAAUGCUAAUAUUUCCUACAGUGGAGUUCUGCAUGCAGUAACACAGGAUGGCCUCUUCUCAGAAAAUAAAGAGAAGCUGAUCAACAAUGCCAUCACAGCAUUACUGUCACAGGAGGGCGACAUGGCUGCAUCCAAUGCUGAGCUUGAGAGUCAGUUCCAAGCUGUGAGGAGGCUCGUGGCUUCCAAGGCUGGCUUCCAGGCCUUUACCCAGCUUCCCAAGUUUCGGGAGCGGCUUGGAGUAAAGGUGGUGAAAGCUCUCAAGAGGAACCAUGAUGGUGUGACACAUGCGUCCAUUGAUAUGCUUUGUGCCCUCAUGUGUCCUAUGCAUGAUGACUAUGACUUGAGGCAAGAGCAAUUGAACAAAGCAUCUCUUCUUUCCUCAAAGAAGUUUCUGGAAAACUUAUUAGAAAAAUUUAAUUCCCAUGUGGAUCAUGGGACUGGUGCCCUAGUUAUUAGUUCACUUUUGGACUUCCUUACCUUUGCCCUCUGUGCUCCAUAUAGUGAGACGACUGAAGGGCAGCAAUUUGAUAUGCUUUUGGAGAUGGUUGCAUCCAAUGGAAGAACCCUCUUUAAACUUUUUCAGCACCCUUCCAUGGCAAUUAUUAAAGGAGCUGGUUUGGUUAUGAAGGCAAUAAUAGAGGAGGGUGAUAAAGAAAUUGCUACCAAAAUGCAAGAACUUGCACUUAGUGAAGGUGCCUUACCUCGACACUUACAUACUGCAAUGUUUACAAUGAGCUCUGAUCAAAGGAUGCUUACAAAUAGACAGCUAAGUAGACAUUUAGUGGGCCUCUGGACAGCUGAAAAUGCAACUGCUACAAAUUUGUUGAAACGUAUUUUGCCCCCAGGUUUGCUGGCAUACCUGGACAGCAGUGAUCCAGUUCCUGAGAAAGAUGCUGACCGGAUGCAUAUUAGAGAUAAUGUGAAAAUAGCAACUGACCAGUAUGGCAAAUUUAAUAAAGUUCCAGAGUGGCAAAGACUGGCUGGAAAAGCUGCUAAAGAAGUUGAAAAAUUUGCCAAAGAAAAAGUGGAUCUUGUAUUGAUGCAUUGGAGAGACAGAAUGGGCAUUGCCCAAAAAGAGGACAGAAACAAUAUGAAUCUAAAUCAAAAGCCAGUAAUACUUAGAAAGAGAAGACAGAGAAUAAAAAUCGAAGCAAACUGGGAUCUUUUCUAUUAUAGGUUUCUUCAAGACCAUGCCAGAUCAAAUUUAAUUUGGAACUUCAAAACAAGAGAAGAACUGAGAGACUGUCUUGAAUCUGAAAUGAGGGCAUUUAAUAUAGACAGAGAACUUGGUAGUGCUAAUGUCAUCUCAUGGAACCAUCAUGAAUUUGAGGUUAAAUAUGAUUGCCUAGCAGAGGAAAUAAAAAUAGGAGACUAUUACCUGAGAUUACUGUUAGAGGAAGAUGAAAAUGAAGGAAGCGGAUCAAUCAGAAGAUCGUAUGAGUUUUUCAAUGAGCUCUAUCAUCGUUUCCUACUCACUCCGAAAGUGAACAUGAAGUGUUUAUGUUUGCAAGCACUGGCUAUUGUUUAUGGCAGAUGUCAUGAAGAAAUAGGACCAUUUGGGGACACCAGAUAUAUUGUUGGCAUGUUAGAGAGGUGCACUGAUAGACUUGAACGAGAUAGGCUGAUCCUUUUCCUUAACAAGCUGAUACUUAAUAAGAAAAAUGUUAAGGAGCUUAUGGAUUCCAAUGGAAUCAAAAUACUGGUGGAUUUGCUUACCCUUGCUCACUUGCACACAAACAGGGCCACCGUACCAUUGCAGAGCAAUGUGAUUGAGGCUGCACCUGAUAUGAAGAGAGAGAGUGAGAAGGAAUGGUAUUUCGGCAAUGCAGACAAAGAAAGGAGUGGCCCUUAUGGAUUUCAUGAGAUGCAAGAAUUGUGGACCAAAGGACUAUUGACUCCAAAAACACGGUGUUGGGCUCAGGGCAUGGAUGGAUGGCGACCACUACAAGUUAUUCCACAGCUUAAAUGGUGUGUCUUAGCCACUGGACAGGCUGUACUGAAUGAAACUGAUCUUGCUACUCUUAUACUCAACAUGCUGAUCACAAUGUGUGGAUAUUUUCCAAGCAGGGAUCAAGAUAAUGCCAUUAUAAGACCUCUGCCCAGAGUAAAACGAUUACUGUCAGACAAUACUUGCCUUCCCCAUAUUAUACAGCUGCUGAUGACUUUUGAUCCUAUCCUUGUUGAAAAGGUGGCCAUUUUACUGUACCACAUCAUGCAGGAUAAUCCACAGUUACCUCGUCUUUAUCUUAGCGGAGCAUUUUUCUUCAUCAUGAUGUAUACAGGAUCUAAUGUACUUCCUAUUGCAAGGUUUUUAAAGUAUACACAUACCAAACAAGCCUUCAAAUCUGAAGAGACAAAAGGGCAAGAUAUUGUCCAAAGAAGUAUAAUGGGGCAUAUCCUCCCUGAAGCAAUGGUGUGCUAUUUAGAAAAUUAUGAACCAGAAAAAUUUUCUGAGAUUUUUCUAGGAGAAUUUGAUACACCUGAAGCUAUCUGGAGCAGUGAAAUGAGGCGCCUCAUGAUUGAGAAGAUAGCUGCUCAUCUUGCUGACUUCACUCCACGCCUUCAAAGUAACACAAGAGCACUUUAUCAGUAUUGUCCUAUUCCUAUUAUCAACUAUCCACAGUUAGAGAAUGAACUCUUUUGUAAUAUUUAUUACCUCAAACAUCUUUGUGAUACACUCCGAUUUCCAGACUGGCCAAUUAAAGAUCCAGUGAAGCUUCUAAAAGAUACCCUUGAUGCCUGGAAGAAGGAAGUAGAAAAAAAACCACCUAUAAUGUCAAUAGAUGAUGCUUAUGAAGUGCUUAACCUCCCUAAUGGACAGGGACAACAUGAAGAGAGCAAGAUCAGGAAAGCCUACUUUAGACUGGCCCAGAAAUAUCACCCUGACAAGAAUCCCGAAGGGAGGGAUAUGUUUGAAAAAGUAAAUAAAGCCUAUGAAUUCUUAUGUACAAAAUCAACCAAAAUAAUUGAUGGCCCAGAUCCAGAAAAUAUAAUUUUGAUUUUGAAAACACAGAGCAUCUUGUUUAAUCGGCAUAAAGAAGAUUUACAGCCUUACAAAUAUGCAGGGUAUCCCAUGUUGAUUAGGACUAUUACAAUGGAAACUUCUGAUGAUCUCCUUUUCUCAAAAGAAUCACCACUGCUGCCUGCUGCCACAGAGCUGGCAUUCCAUACUGUCAAUUGUUCUGCACUCAAUGCAGAAGAGCUAAGAAGAGAGAACGGAAUAGAGGUAUUGCAAGAAGCAUUCAGUCGUUGUGUGGCAGUCUUGAAUCGUUCUAGUAAGCCCACAGACAUGUCUGUGCAGGUGUGUGGGCAUAUAUGUAAAUGUUACAGUGUGGCCGCUCAGUUUGAAGAGUGCCGAGAGAAGAUCACCGAGAUGCCAAGUAUCAUCAAGGAUCUCUGUCGAGUAUUGUAUUUUGGCAAGAGUAUCCCACGUGUAGCAUCUCUUGGAGUAGAAUGUGUCAGUUCAUUUGCAGUGGAUUUCUGGCUACAGACCCACUUAUUUCAGGCAGGAAUUUUGUGGCAUUUACUUGGAUAUCUGUUUAAUUAUGAUUACACUCUAGAAGAGAGUGGCAUUCAGAAAAAUGAAGAGACAAAUCAGCAGGAAGUAGCCAAUAGUCUUGCCAAGCUAAGCCUCCUCGCUCUCAGUCGCCUCGGUGGGUAUUUGCUUGGUGAACAAUCUACUCCAGAAAAUCCAACAAUAAGAAAAAGUUUGACUGGUUUACUUACGCCAUAUGUUGCUAGAAAACUUGCUGUAAUUGGCCCUGCUGAGAUUCUGAAGAUGCUUAAUAGCAACACAGAGAGUCCCUAUUUAAUUUGGAAUAACUCAACAAGAGCAGAACUACUUGAAUUUCUUGAAUCCCAACAAGAAAGUAUGAUUAAAAAAGGUGACUGUGACAAAACAUAUGGAUCAGAAUUUGUGUACAGUGAUCAUGCCAAAGAACUUAUUGUAGGAGAAAUUUUCGUCAGGGUAUAUAAUGAAAUCCCUACUUUCCAACUAGAGCUCCCAAAAGCAUUUGCUGCAAGUCUUUUGGAUUACAUAGGCUCCCAGGCCCAGUAUCUCCACACUUUCAUGGCUAUCACACACACUGCAAAAGUGGAGUCAGAGCAACAUGGAGAUCGAUUAUCAAGAGUUGAAAUGGCUUUGGAAGCUCUGAGAAAUGUUAUAAAACACAACCCAGGCUCAGAGUGUGAGUGUGUUGGUCAUUUUAAACUGAUAUUUUCCCUUCUCCGUGUCCAUGGAGCUGGCCAGGUGCAGCAGUUGGCUUUAGAGGUUGUGAACAUAGUGACAUCUAAUCAAGAGUGUGUCAACAAUAUUGCAGAAUCAGUAGUGUUGUCCAAUUUACUGGCCCUUCUGCACUCACUGCCCUCAAGCCGCCAGCUUGUUCUUGAAACUCUCUAUGCACUGACAUCAAGUACAAAAAUAAUCAAAGAAGCAAUGACCAAAGGAGCUCUCAUUUAUUUGCUGGAUAUGUUCUGCAAUUCAACUCACCCACAAGUCCGAGCCCAGACAGCUGAGCUUUUUGCCAAAAUGACAGCAGAUAAGCUGAUAGGGCCAAAGGUUAGAAUUACAUUAAUGAAAUUUCUACCUGGUGUAUUCAUGGAUGCAAUGAGAGACAGUCCUGAAGCUGCUGUUCACAUAUUUGAAGGAACUCAUGAAAAUCCAGAGUUAAUUUGGAAUGACAAUUCCAGAGAUAAAGUAUCUACAACAGUUCGAGAAAUGAUGUUAGAGCACUUUAGAAGUCAGAGAGACAACCCUGAAAUAAACUGGAAGUUGCCUGAAGAUUUUGCUGUCGUUUAUGGUGGAGCAGAUGGGGAGCUAGCUGUUGGAGGAGUCUUCUUAAGGAUCUUUAUUGCACAACCAGCUUGGGUUCUUAGGAAACCAAGGGAAUUUCUUAUUGCACUAUUAGAAAAAUUAACUGAAUUACUGGAGAAAAAUAGUCCUCAUGGAGAAACCCUGGAAACUUUAACAACAGCAGCAGUAUGUCUUUUCAGUGCACAACCCCAGCUAGCAGAUCAAGUGCCACCUCUGGGUCAUCUGCCUAAAGUUAUCCAUGCAAUGAAUCACAAGAACAACGCCAUUCCAAAGAGUGCCAUUCGAGUCAUACAUUCAAUCUCUGAUAAUGAGUUGUGUGUUCGUGCAAUGGCAUCUCUAGACACCAUUGGUCCACUGAUGAAUGGAAUGAAAAAGCGGUCAGACACAGUUGGUCUAGCCUGUGAAGCAAUUAAUCGGAUGUUUCAGAAGGAACAAAGUGAUUUAGUAGCCCAGGCCUUGAAAGCAGAUUUGGUUCCAUAUCUCUUAAAAUUGUUAGAAGGCAUUGGUCUUGAAAGUUUGGAAAGCCCAGCAGCCACAAAAGCUCAGAUUGUUAAAGCUUUGAAGUCGAUGACCCGAAGCCUGCAGUAUGGAGAACAGGUAAAUGAAAUCCUGUCUCGCUCUUCGGUCUGGAGUGCCUUCAAAGAUCAGAAACAUGACUUGUUCAUUUCUGAGUCACAAACAGCUGGAUACCUCACAGGCCCUGGAGUUGCUGGCUACCUUACUGCAGGGGCAUCAGCAACAGUAAUAUCUAGUAUGCCUCCUCCAGUAGACCAUGAAGCGGGCGAUCUUGGCUAAGAGACUUGAACUAUUCAUGAAUUACAAAAAAAUGCAGAAAGGCCAGUGAUGAGAACCACAUUCCUCCAUCUGAUACAUUGAAGCAAACUCCUAACUGCCUUUCUGCUUGUUCAUGACAGUGUUAUUCCUUUUUCUAUAAAUAUAUUUUUAUUUAGGAGAAAAGUCAGUGAUUCUAAUUGUAUCACGUUGUAACAUAAGAAAGCACUCUGUGGAUCAACCUAAAUGGGUACGCAAGAAUAUUUUUUUUCUUGUUGUACAAAAGCACAUUUUGUUCCUUUGUAUCUGUUUACAAGACUGUGAAUCAAAAAGAAAAAACUUUUCCCAAGUUUUUAUAUUUUUUUUAAUUAGUAGCUGUAGUGUUGAGCUGCAGUCUACAGGAAUUGGGCUAAAUCACUUGUUCCCAUAAAAGGGUCUUUCCUUCUUCACCGAGUCCGAUGUGAUCAUCCUUCUCUUCAUCCAGCAUUAUUCGGUUCUGUCCCUGUACCAGUUCAUUGAUGUCCUUAAUCAUUAUGUUCCUGAGAGCUCACAGUAGACGUGUUUGUGUGUACCUGGCUUUACCAAAUUGUUGAAUGAGGAUGAGCUUAAGUGCAAAAAAAGACACAAAACAGAAACCAGCCCUGAAGUCAACACGUUAUGUAAGAGCCUUGUGGGAUUGUGAAAUGUUCCCUAUGUUACCCUGCAUAGAAAGCUUUCUAUAUUGAAUGUACAUUAUACAGAUCAUUCAGAUAUGUACAUAAAAUUUUAAAAAUAAAGGGAAUUGACUGCCUUGUUGAUGAGA
Molecule: messenger RNA, 8074 nt
Organism: Antechinus flavipes (yellow-footed antechinus)
Lineage: Eukaryota; Metazoa; Chordata; Mammalia; Dasyuromorphia; Dasyuridae
Gene: DNAJC13
Product: DnaJ heat shock protein family (Hsp40) member C13
Exons: 57
Coding region: 559-7296 (2245 amino acids)
Biological process (GO): regulation of early endosome to late endosome transport; receptor-mediated endocytosis; endosome organization
Cellular component (GO): endosome membrane
Source: RefSeq, a predicted model, not a curated record